CCGCGUACGGACCCGAAAAAAAUCCCGAUUCAGUAUUCACGGCCACGCGUAAUUUGAUUUCGUUGUAAACCGAUCCGCAUUAAAAAAAAAAUUUGAAAUGUGCGUCUCACAUACAAUCGAUUCCUUAAACACAGAUUUUAAACACAGGGGAGGUCGAUCUCCUCUUCGCCCCUCCCCUCAAUUAAAAUACGCCCCCGCGACGACACCACACAUAGGUUUAUCGCUUACAGCGGUCACCGCGUGCGAAAUCCACGCGCAUAGCGUAACGCUACACGAAAACGUAUGCAAAUCGUUCGCGUGCGUGCAACAGCCAUUUCACACACGUCGUAUCCGAUAACGAUAACGUCGUACAAGAGUGGUGCCUGACGGCCAUCGAAAAUGGAGUUUACCUUCCCCGUCCGCGUACAACGUCGCACGUCCGAAAGCGUUACUCACGGUCCCGUGCACGCCAGGACCGCCGCGGUCGCAGGACGCACGUGUGUACCACAACGUAUAACAUUCUAUACCGUACGCGAUCGACCGAACCGUGUUGCGCUUUCGCGCUCGUAUACAGGAUGUCCGAGCGCUCCGGUGCUCCCGGUCGGGUCCGGGACAUCGCUGUGGUACGAACGCUAUGGUCCUUUUCGACAUUUCACAGAGCCAACGAGCAUUUGAACCUUUGCGAUGUUCGACGCGUCCUGCCAUCGGCCUAAGCGCACCACCGCAACACGUUCUCCGCCGACGCGAUUCAUCCGAACAGUUUUAUUGCCGUCCAAAUUCCGCUUUCAAACCGCGAUUUAUCAUCAUUGAACACAAUGACAACGACGCUGUGCAAUAAAAUGGGACUUAUUCCCAAACAAAAACGGAUUAGAGUGAUGAUAAUGGGACAGCCCGGCGUGGGAAAAACUGCACUAUUGGUGAGGUUUGUGACAAAAAAGUUCAUCGGUGAUUACGAUCCUAAUCUGGAGAAAAUGUACACGUACCAAGUUUCCAUGGAAUCGGAAAUGGUAACCUUCGAGAUACUAGACACCGCAGGAUACGCCGUUCAAGACAAAUCUUACAACUUGGAAAUGAACAUGCGCUGGGCAGAUGUGUUCGUUUUGGUUUAUUCCAUCACGGACAAAUGUUCGUUUGACGAUUGCAGUAGGAUCAAGUUUUUGAUUAACUACUACAAAAAGAAACGUCGACUUUCGACUAAAGAUCAUCCAUUUGAGGUGCCAGUGAUAUUGGUUGGUAACAAAGUGGACCAACAGUAUGAUCGAAUGGUGACGUAUGCUGAAGGUCGAAAACGGUGUCAGGAGCUCGGUUGCGUGGCUUUUCACGAAAUUUCAGUACGAGAAGACGUGGAUCAGGCAUACGCAGUUUUUAAGGAAGUUUUUACUAGCUGGAAAGCAUUAUCAAAGAAUCCAAAGCUGAAACGUUCUUCUUCUGAUCACGGUGCUGAAGCAUUCUUCAAUUCGGCAUCAAAAUUCAUAAGUUGGCCGCUGGUAUUUGGCGAGAGCGCUUGCGGCAGUCCGUCCAAUCGAUCCGAAGACACGCAGGAAUUCAGGGCAAGAGCGUCGACGGAGGGACACAUACGAUCAAGCGUGGCAGUCUGCAGAUAUUUGCCCUCGUUGUCGGCUAGAGGAAGUAUCUGUAGUUACUUGAAAAAAUAAACGAAAGUCAUAGUGGAGCGCGUCAGUGAAAAAAACCCAGCAACGAGAUGCGCGAAUAUUUUGCGUUGUAAAUAAAAUGUGCAAUUCUAAGUAGUUAAAAAAAAUGGAUGCGCAAAAUUAUCUAGGUCAAAUAUACGGAGGAGAGAACUACGCGCCCUAUGAAAUUCAUAAAUAAAAUUAAACUUAUAAUUAUUUCUUAAUCUAUGUACCACCUAUAAUUGUUAUUUUUAAUUGCUUUAAAAAAAAAAAAAAAAACCAGUAUAUUUUAUUAGAGAUCUGCAGUUAAUAUAAUAGCGUAAAUAAUGAAUAGUAUAUUAUUAAUACUCGUAUAUCAACAAAAUUUUAUAUAAUCUAGGAGUUUUGAAAUUAUCAAAAAUAUUGGCACGAGCGAAGGCCAUGUUAGAAAACAUAAUUCAACGUACAAACAAAACUACUGAACCGAUUCAUUUGAAAUUUCGUUCCAUUUGUUUUAUAACCCACACUUACACAAAACUAGGCUUUAAAUAAUGUAGGGUUUAAUAAUUCAUUAAAAACUAUCUCGGCCAAAACUGUUCAGUGCGAAGCCGGGUAAUUUAACUAGUUACUAAUAAAACAGCAUAUACUAAUAA
This is a messenger RNA of Sipha flava (yellow sugarcane aphid), 2242 nucleotides long. Its product is annotated as ras-related and estrogen-regulated growth inhibitor. The transcript is spliced from 7 exons. Bases 795 to 1634 code for a protein of 279 amino acids. Lineage: Eukaryota; Metazoa; Arthropoda; Insecta; Hemiptera; Aphididae. The record is from RefSeq and is a predicted model, not a curated record. Gene Ontology annotation, molecular function: GTPase activity; GTP binding.